CUAUAAUAACCGACCGACCCAAUCCAGUCUGGCAAGCGCUUUCGUUACGAGUGAACGUAUGUUGACGUUACUUGAGUUUGUGAACUCUUUCGCUGUCUGUCCAUGAAGUAGCACCUUAGCCAAGAUGACUUCUCAAGAAGUAGCCGACGAAUAUCGUUCGUCGUUGAGUGACCUGACACUAAAUUCGAAGCCUCUGAUCACGAUGUUGACAAUGUUAGCGGAGGAGAACCUGACGCACGCAUCGGUUAUUGUCAGAGUUAUCGAGGAGCAAAUCCAGUCUUCAAAUAUCAAGUUACCACUUAUGUACCUGAUAGACUCCAUUCUGAAGAAUGUUGGAAAAGACUAUAUAAAACUUUUUGCACAAAAUAUAAUCCACACCUUUACAUUUGUCUUUGAAAAGAGUGAUGAAAAAACUCGGAAAAAGUUAUAUGAACUUCGUCACACCUGGAAUGAAGUCUUUCCCAAGAGUAAGUUGUAUAUGCUUGAUACAAAAGUCCAGUCUGUGGACCCUGCAUGGCCUGUUGCUGCUGGGACUUCAAGUGGUGCAGCUGCUAAAACUAUUCACAUAAAUCCAAAUGUAAUUGGUAUGAAGGGAGCCUCCCGACCAUUGACUAAAGGGGAGAAGGACUUGAAAGAUCUCGAGAUUCUCAAACGUGAAGAAGAGAUACUAGAGUUGAAGAAGAAAAGACUCCUACUAGAACAAAAAAAGAAAGAUAUGGAAAAGAGUCGACACCAGAAAGUUGAGCCUGAACCUAAACCUGACCCACCAAAGCCUGUGAGCAAGCCUACUGAAGACCCCUCACUUUCUGCUGAGAGGCGUGCCGAGAUUCUUCGAUCAUACAAAAUCAAGAAAAAAAGCCAGAUGCCAGUUAAGGAAGACGUAAAGCAGGUGAGUGGAACCAUCCAUGUUGACCCUCGGCGAAUGCAACAGGUUCUUCCACACGUAGCUGCUGUUUCAGUUCCUGUGACUUCGCGUGACCCUAGAACUGAGUCAUCACGAGACCCAAGAAUAAAACAAGAUAAACCAUCAAGGGAUCCAAGAAUAGCUCCUGAAAGCUCUCGUGAUCCUAGAAUCAAGGCAGAAGUCUCAAGACUUAAACCAGAAGCAUCACGUGACCCUAGGCUAAAAGCUGCCGAGACUACUACAACUAGUAUUAACACACAGCCAAAGCCAUCAGAGCUGCCAUUAACUUCUUCAAGGGAUCCUAGGGUUUCUAAUAAAGAAACUGAAAAAAAACCUGAUACUAGUGGGAAAAGUAAAAAGGAGUCACCUUCCAAGCGUAAAAAAUCUCAGAAAAGCGAAUCAAGGGAUAAUCGAUCUUCAAAAUCUUCCUCACGGGAUAAAGAAGUUGCUCCUAAACCCAAGCCAACUGAGGUACCGGAAACUUCGACACCAUUUAAAAUAAGAAAAACCAGAGCGCGUAACUAUAAGGUACGAGAAGAUUCCCCAGAUGAAAAAAACACUUCACAGAGCAGCAGUGGGAAACGGUCACGUGGAGAUCGAACAUCAGGUUCAGAAGAUACUGAUGAUAGUGAUCAUUACAUGGGCAAUUUACCAAACCAGUCUCAGCAGAAGCAUGGCAACAAAAAAGCAAAAAAGGCUGAUGUGUGUAGCCCGCCUGUAAUUAGUGACACAGAUUAUCGCCAGUUCACCCCGCCAAAGCGGCAGUCAACAUCCAACGAAAAUGUGUCACCUCCAAAGAAAGACAAAAUUAUGGAAGAGGAAACCAUAGAGCCUCCUCAGGGACUUGGACUAUUCAGCAACCAAGAUGUUGACUAUCGUCAGAUACUUCCACGACCUAUGCAGAUUCCACCGCCCAACAUUCCUCCUGUUGUACCUCCAACUUUUGGUGGAAAAGACCAAGAUGAACGAACAUCAGGCAGCAGAGAUGUUAACAGUAGAGAUCCAAGAGACCCAUUGGCUUGUAUAAACUCUCCAGAUAAUCAAGAUCUGAAAGGAGACAUGGGUCCUCCAGAUUCCAUGAAUACACCUGCACGAAAUGCAGAAAAUCGAAUGAGAAAACCAAGUUUUAAUAGUCCACAUGCAGCUUCAUGGGAGAAAUUCAGAGAGAAGAAUCCAGAGUUUAAAGAGUACAUGCGGCAAGCUAGUAUAUCGGAGUCUGAAAGAAGUAUUUCUCUUGAAGCUGAAGAGAUGGAAUUAAGUGAGGCCCAGCAGCAUGGUUUCCCACUACGAAUAAGAGAUAUAAAUUUUCCUUUCAAGACUGAGAAGAAACGACCAUCUGUUGAAGGGAGACGUCAACUCUAUGAUGAAGAAGUAGAAGAUUUGGAGUACCCAAGGAGGGUGGAAACUGCAAGAGAGAAUUAUAAGGUAAUACUGAAUCAAGCAGAGGAUCAAAGGAAGCGAGGGGAGAUCAACAUGGCUCAGUACAAUCAAAUGCUUACUACAGUUGUUACAUUGAUGGAACAAGACAAGAUCCAACAAGCUCGGGAUCGUGAUAGACACCUUAUGAGAACACCUCAACCGCAAAUGCCUGGUUCGGAGAAUGUACCAGGAGCUGAUGAACCAAGUGAUCCAUUUGUUCAAUCAAAUGUUCCUUCCAGUGGACCUGGUAGACCACCUCCAGGUAGCACUGGAGUUCCUAUUACUAGUGGUGGACCCCAAGGUAGUCCUAUAACAGGGUCUGCUAAUGGACACCCCAGUGGUUUGCCACCACACCCUGCACACCCAGUUGGGCCUCCCCCAAGCAGUCAUUCUAAUGGACCUCCAGGUGGGCACCCUGUAUUACCGCCUACUAGACCUGGUGGUCCUCAGAGUGGGCAUAGACCAAGUACAGGUGGACAAGGAGGUCCUGGUGGUGUUGGUCGAGGUCACCCAAAUAGCGAUAAUCUUGGACGAGGAGGCAGAGGAGGUUUUGUGAGAGGUGACAUGCCUAUGGGCCCAAGAGGGGUCAUGAUGGGAGGAAGAGGUGGUGGUAAUGGCAGAGGAGGACCAAUUCUUGAAAAUGAAGAAGGCUGGGGAAGAGGCGGAAGAGGAAGAGGUAGAAGAGGGAGGGGACACAUGAAAGGUGGUCGUGGUUGGGGUCAAGGGGAAAUAAUGGAGGAUGAAUGGACUGGAGAGCCAGAACUCCCAUUUCUUUCGGAUGAGUACUUACAGACAGUUGAUAGAGACAAUGUUACGAGGAAGAUUGAGAUUGAUGGAGUGAAACGUGAAGUGCGUACAUAUGGUCAAACAGCUGUAGUGUUCAUGGAAUGGGAUGACCCUCGUAUUCUUACAUUUGGUGAAGGACAAGUUACUGUGGUUUUUGAUGGAGGACAGUAUCGAAUGAAUCUUCGGAUUGGAGAGGACUAUAAAGAAUUCACAUAUAUUGGAAAGAAACAUCGUGUAAGAUUGGGUCCUCCUUCACAAGAAAUAUUAUUGGAUGACAUUGGCUAUCAUUGUCUCAUAGGGGGUGAACCUGUCACAGUUCAUUUUGAUGGUAACGCUCAUACCAUAGCCUUAGAAGGUAAACCUCCAAAUGUUAAUAUAGGACCAAUCAGGAAUAUUGAGUUUGUUGCUGGGAUGAUACAGCUAGUAAUUCAAGCUACUAAGUUUGUCACACUGUUUUUAGAUGCAAGACCUCAAAGAUUUAGUAUUGAUGGGAGAGCGUUUGUUAUUAAGUUUGUUGAUGCACUUAAAGCUGUCACAAUUAACAACCAGAAAUUUCCUGUUGAAUUUGGAGGGUUGCCUAUCAGUAUUUGUGUCCGAGGCUUUAGACGUUUUCUUAGUUUUGGUAAUUUACCUCAUGGUAUUAUCCCUGGGCAAGUAGCCAUCAGAGGUAUGGAGGGAGAUGUACUAAGUGCACCAAGAGUUCCAGAUCCAACUGUGAGUGUUCCACCCAUGCUGCCCUCUGGGCAACUGCCACAACCAUUUGAUAGACCUCAUCAGGGUUCUCCAGGUUCAAUACCUAAUAUUCGACCUCAGGGUCCAGUACCUCAGGGACCAAUGCCACCAGGGUCAGCUCCAAGAGGGCCACCUAUACAAAGACCAGUAAUACAUGGUCCUCCUCAGCCACCCACACUAAAAGACCCGUCACACAAAGGCUCUCCUAGUCACCCAGGCUCAGUUUUCACAGGACUGCAUCCACCAACUACAGUGCCUGGUCCUGUUCCAGGACCCAUCCCACCACCACCCCAAGAUGUACAGGUUCCUACCUCACAAGGACUCGUACAAAAUCCACCAGUGUCUCUUGAGCAACCGACUCCUCAACCUCAAGCAAAUCCUUCAGUGCCUCUUCAAGGUCCGCCACCUGUGCCACCAUUAUAUCAUUUUAUCAAUCAACCACCACCACCUAUUCCUGGACCAUUGGUGCCUCAAGCAAGUUAUGGUUCAUACACUACCACUGAAUUACCUCCCAGUGUCAACAAACCUCCCCCUCCCCCAGUAUCAGCUAUACCAUUAGAGUCUCUUCUGGCUAAUUUGAAACGGUUGGGGAUGAUUGGUAAUGACUCAAAUAACAAGGACAAAGAAGAAAAGAAGAAGAAAGAAGAGGAAGAGGAAGAAAAAGAAAGAGAAGCGGAUGAAAAUAUACCUAUUGCAAUGGUAUUUCGCUCUGAGAACUUGCGAAAACGUCGGAAAUGGGUUAUAGAAUCAGUUUAUAGAGGAAUGCAGUGUUCAUCUUGUGGCCUAAGAUAUCCACCGGAACAGACAGUGCAGUACUCCCAUCAUCUUGAUUGGCAUUUUAGAAAAAACAAGAAACAGCAAGAGUCUACAAAGAAAGCCAAUACUCGUAAAUUCUAUUUCUCCAUUGAUGAUUGGUUGCAGUAUGAAGAAAUAGAAGAUCUUGAAGAAAGAGUGCCGAGUAUGUUUGAGAACGAAAUUGCUGAGGAAAUGAUGGAGUCGGAGGAGGAAGUACCAAGUGUACCUGUAACCAGUGGCUGCGUUCCAGAGGGUAGCAGUUAUUCUCUCGAGGUGUGUCCCACAUGUCACGAUAAGUUCCACUGCUUCUUCCAUCAGGAGACAGAAGAAUGGAGGUAUCGAAAUGCUGUACAAGUUGAUGGGUUGAAUUACCAUCCUGCUUGUCACCAGGAUAAUUUAAGGGCUGAGGAAGCAGCAAAGUUGGAAGCAGAAAAGGAAGCUGCUGAUAAAGAAGAACCUGAAGAAAAAAAAGAUGAGGAAAGCAGUGCAAUGGAGGAUGGUGAAAAUGCUGUUUCAGAGGAGAAAGAAGCCAGUGAUCAGAAUCCCUCAGAGAUGGAAGUUGACACUCAAAAGCUAGAUGAAAAUGAUGUACCAAUGGAAUCUCAGGCAUCAGUAACAACAAAACUAGAUGACCUGUCAUUAGCCUCACAACUGCCGGUACGCAUAAAGGAGGAGCCUAUGGAUGUAGAAGACACGGAUGUUCCUGUUAUCACUCCAGUCCUGCCCCUUGAUGUUGUCAUAAAAAAAGAAGUAAAGAAGGAACCAGAGGAGCAAGAUGAGGACGAAUUGUUAGUUCGCAUUGCUGAAGAGGAAGAUGAAAACAGUCUAAUAUUACCUGAGAAUGAUGAAACUGUUUGGACAACUCCAACUGUGGCUGUAAAUGCUGCAGAAACAGAUAUAGCAAGUUCAAUAGAUGGAAACACAGAGCUGUCAACUACAGACACAAGUGAACCAGCUACAACAAAAACAAAGAUUGUGUUUAAUGUGUCAAAACCUUCCAUCGCUAAUAGUGAUGGGAAUAUCACGAAUGAUAAAAAUAAUGAUGUUAAUAGCAAUAUCGUGAAUGAAGACGAGUAUGAAGAAUUUAUUCCUCCCCCAUUUACAGUUGAUUAUGAUAAAAAGCCAGGUUUCAGGGAUGUGGAAUUAGAAGAACAACCUUUAGCAGCUCGAGGAAUAGAAAUAUCAGGUCUUUGCUCAAUAAUGUGAAGAUAUGAUGUUAUGAGAACAGUUCAUACUGUUUAUGAAUAUGCUGUACAUUUCUGGGAGGCCUUAACAAAUUUAGUGAUGUUUUCCAUAGGUUACUAUUUGCAAAGCAAGUUGGAGCUUGAAAUCCAGGUACAGUGUUAGUUCCUUUCACAGAUUAAGUGUGUGUGUAUGAAGCGUAAUGUAGCAUCAUGCACUAUGUUGGGAUGUAUGUAUUUAAGUGAAUACUUUCUUACUUAAUAAUAAUUAUAUACUACCAUUGUCUAUAAUUUAAGUGUUAUAGGAUCAUACAAAAAUCUGGGAGAUUCCAAGUUCUGUAGAAAUAUUAGGUAAUAUUCAUGGGACUGUUUUUCUUUUAAGGCAAUUUUUAAAGGUAUUUAUUGUUUAUUUUUAAUUUUAUCAGUAGUGGACAGAACUUGAUUGACUACUUCUUUUGUAGGUUAGCUUUCUUCGCUGAUGGAAACCUAUUUCUUUUCUGUGAUUAUAGGUGAAGGUAGAUAGAAUACCUUUGUUGGAAAAGUACAAAUGUUAUAAACUGUUUCACAGUAAAUUGAUGACAUCUGGGCCUUCUUGUGUGAUUUGACAUUCUAACAAGUCAGUAUUUAUUAUGCAAGCUUAUUUGUUUAUGUAUUUGUAUUAAUCAUCAAACCCUAGGUAUAUACAGGUGUUUUACCAUUAGUAUUUUCUUUCUUUCCUUUUUUGUAAAGUGGAUUUAUUAAAUUUUUUCCAUGAUUGUAAUGUUCACUUAGUAUUUUGUUUUCCCAGUCUUUUCAAGUAAAUGUAUUAGAUUAGUUAGAUAAUUUUUUUUCUAUACAGUAGUUGAAUAUCAAAUUAUUAGGAAUAAUUCAGUUUCCCCAUGUAAUUGGAUAGACAAUGGUAGAUAUAUGAAUACACUGAGGAAUAUGCAUGUUUUAAUGCAUACACAGUAGCAUGGGACAGAAAUCCUAUUUCUGUUUGACACUGAUUACCUAUUUUCAAAAUUGCUGUCUGUAAAGUGGUUUUUAUUGAACUAAUAUUUUCUACAAUUUACAUUCACUUUGUAAGUAUGUGUGUAAGAAGUGCAUACUGUAUUUCAUAUUGUUACUUGUUUUUAAAGUGAAGUGUUUGCAAAGACAGUGAUAAAAGAUUUUAAUUUUAGACCACGUCUAAUCCAGUGCAGUAUUUGAUAAUCUGAUUCCCUGGAAAGAUAGAUAUUGUGAAUUGUUGCAAUGUUUUGUACAUUUGUAAAUAGAAAAUAAACUUAUUUUCUUAAGUUUGUUCUUUUUUUCUCACAUCCCCUAACAUUACACCAGCUUUAAAGUUGAUUGUACAGUACUUGAUACAUUUAUUAUGGAGUAUGGAGUAAAAUUUUCUUUUUUCCUCCCAUCGCCCUAUCAUUCCACAAACAUUAAAGUUGAUUGUACAAUAUUUUGAUACCUUUCACAUGAAUAAUUGGAAUUAUCUAUUUACUACAUUUUACAGUACUUUCAGCACUUCAUAAUGAUUCACUGACUGUACAAUAAUUUUAUAGAGCUAUAUUCGGGAUGCCUGCAUAGAUUAAUAUAUUGGUGUUAGAUAUGUGUUUUUUUUUCAGUAGAGGUUAAACAGAGGUUGGAUAGAACAUGAAAGACAGAUACUUUGAUGUUGUACAGUUUAUUGCUAAAUAAAAAAUUAAAAGCAA
Messenger RNA from Macrobrachium nipponense, 7499 nucleotides. RefSeq names its product pre-mRNA cleavage complex 2 protein Pcf11-like. Gene Ontology annotation, cellular component: mRNA cleavage factor complex; cytoplasm. Lineage: Eukaryota; Metazoa; Arthropoda; Malacostraca; Decapoda; Palaemonidae. Gene Ontology annotation, biological process: termination of RNA polymerase II transcription. The coding region runs from base 125 to 5842 and encodes 1905 amino acids. The transcript is spliced from 21 exons. Gene Ontology annotation, molecular function: mRNA binding; RNA polymerase II complex binding. The record is from RefSeq and is a predicted model, not a curated record.